ACCAACUUUUCUUUUUAAUUUCAACCAAUCAAUCAAUCAAUCAACCGAAGUUGAUUGAUUGAUUGAUUGAAACAAAAACCACAAACAAAAAACAAAAAAACUGGGUCGGGUCGGUUCCCGUUCUGGCCCGUUCGACAUAUUUCAAUCAAUCAAUCAAUCAAUCAAUCAGCGGGGUAGGCAGUGGAUGGAAGGAGCGGAGGAGCGGGGGAAGCAGCAGAGGGAAGAGCGACGGGAAAGGGCGGGAAAGAGAGCCGAGCGAUGGUGCGCAGAGGGCGGCGGAGAUGUGCGGAGGUGGGCGGAGGUGGGCCGAUGUGCGCGGAGGUGGGCGGAGUUGGGCGGAGCCGCGGAGGUAACUGGAGCGAAGAUGGCCGGAGCGGAGGUGAGCGGGCGUAGAGGAGGUGGCCGCGUGGACCGCAGAUGGGCCGAGGUGGGUGGAGGUGGGCAGAGGUGGGCACGUGGAGCGAAGGUCGGCGGAGGUGGGCGAAGGUCGACGGAGGUGGGCGGAGGCGGGCGGAGGGGAUCGGGAUCGGGAUCGGGAAGCGGAAGCGGAGCGAACUUGCCACGUGGCAAUCUUCGCACGUGGGAGGGGGAAGUGGUGAACUUGCCACGUGGCGAUCUUGCGACGUGGCGGUCUUGUCACGUGGGAGGGGGAGGUGGCGAGCUUGCCGCGUGGCGAACUUGCCACGUGGCGAUCUUGCCACGUAGCGAUCUUGCCACGUGGGAGGGGAAGGUGGCAAACUUGCCACGUGGCGAUCUUGUCACUUGGGUGGGGGAGGUGGCGAGUGGAAGCGGAAGCGGGGGGAAAGCGCAAGCAAGGGGGAAAGUCGGGGAAGUGGAAGCGGGGGAAGCAUAGGCGGAAGCGGAGCCCAAAGCGGAGAGCAGCGGACCCUGAAGCGGAAGCGGGGAGAA
Chara braunii is the source of this 909-nucleotide messenger RNA. Lineage: Eukaryota; Viridiplantae; Streptophyta; Charophyceae; Charales; Characeae. The record is from the annotation of a GenBank genome assembly.